AUGGCUCUCCCUGUUGAUUUGUGCCACCGUUUUGGUCACGAUGGCUUCGUUGGUGGAUGCAGGUUCCUACCCAAAAAAGAAAGAGUGAAGGCGAACCUAGAUCGAACCACAUCGAGCCCAGAUCUGGCUGCAACGAGGUUGAAACGAGGUUUGCUGAAAACCAUAAAUGCAGAUUUCACAGCGUGGUUGCGAAAAUUGGCUAUUGUGUUCAUGAUCGCUCCGGCAGCACUCCGGCGAUUAUUCAACUCUUCAAAGAUGGCCACUGGGGAAGGAGAAAGAAAGAUUGAUAAUGCAGAAGAUUUUUUGCAGGUGAACGAGGAGUCCGAUAGUGAUGAUGAGAAUGAGACUUCUGGUAGUGAGGAAAUUGAAGACUUCUGUGAUGGUGAAGAUGUUGUGCAAUCCAUUGGAGAAACUUGUACAAUUCCCAUAGAUGGUGUUGAAGAUAUGGGUAACAUCAAUUUCGUCACUUUAACAUUUGAAGACAUGAAGAAAUACAGGUUUUUAAAUCGCAAUGUUGCCUACGAUUUUUACAAUAUGUAUGCUCGCUUUAAUGGAUUUUCUGCCCAUCGGAGCGUUGUCAAGAAAAACUUUAAGGGAGAAAUUGUGCAGCAGAAUUUUGUCUGUCAUAAACAAGGUCACAGAGAAGAUAGAUUUGGGGAAGAUGGAGUUCGCAAGCGUGAACCUAGGAGGGACAUUAGGUGUGGAUGUUUAGCACACUGCAAGGUCCAUAUUGAUGAAUCUGAAUAUGGUCAACGUUGGGUUGUUAAACAUCUCGAUGAUGGCCAUAGUCACUUGGUUGUCCCUGAUAAGCAUGUAGGUUUGCUAGCCGGUCAUAGGAAGAUGUGCGACAUGGAUGUUUCCCAGAUGAACAACAUGAUUGGAGUUGGUAUUUCACCUCCCCAAGUUUAUGCAUCAUUUGCUGGUGAAGCGGGUGGGUAUCUGAAUGUAAAUUUUAAUCAGCGGAACAUGUACAAUGUAUUGGAUAAGGAGAGGAGAAACCAGUUGCCUGAUGCAAGAGGUGCAUUUGGCUAUCUGCGUACUUUAAGAAGCACAGAUCCAGACAUGUGCUGGAGCCAUAAGAAGUCUGAGGAAGGAAAGUUGCUGAACUUGUUUUGGUGCGAUGGACAAAGUCGUAGAGACUAUGGUGUUUUUGGUGAUGUGUUAGCAUUUGAUGCUACGUAUAGAAAAAACAAAUAUAGUUGCCCACUUGUGGUAUUGUCUGGAGUCAACCAUCAUAACAGGACCAUUGUGUUUGGCACAGCAAUUGUAUCUGAUGAGAAAGAAGAAACCUAUGUAUGGCUGCUGGAAAAAUUUGUGGAUGCAAUGAAAGGCAAAGCUCCUGUAUCUGUCAUUACUGAUGGAUGCAAGUCCAUGAGGAAUGCGAUUAGAAGAGUAUUCCCCGAUGCCCACCAUAGGUUGUGUGCGUGGCAUUUAUUGGAGAACGCAGGAAGGAAUGUGAAGAAGCCCAAAUUCGUAGAAAUGUUUAAAAUAUGCAUGUUGGGUGACUAUGAGGUGGCUAGGUUUGAAGAUAGGUGGGAAAAGAUGGUGAUAGAAUUUGAAGUUCAAGAUGAACCAUGGGUGAAGGAGACGUAUGAGAAGAAGGAAAUGUGGGCUUCUGCAUACAUGCGCGGUCAGUUUUUUGGUGGUUUUAGGACCACCUCGCGAGUUGAAGGCUUGCAUGCUCAGCUCGGUAGAUAUGUGAAUUAUAAAAAUAAUUUGUGUAAUUUCUUGAAGAACUUUCACAGGUGCAUGACCUACUUUAGGUUCAAGGAGGUUGAAGAUGACUUUAAUUCAACACAUGGGGAACAAGUGUUGUUGACAUCUCUAAAAGCACUGGAGAGGUCCGCAUCAAAGAUCUACACGCGUAACAUAUUUCUUCGUUUUAGGGCUAUUCUUCAAAGGGCUUCAAUUUGGAGGGUUUUUGGGUUCAAGAGAACAGCAAUGUGUGUUAUCUACUUUGUGAAGCAUUACCCCUCAACUGGAAGGAAUUGGCAAGUUACUUAUUAUGAACCUACUAGUGAGUUAAAGUGCAGCUGUGAGAGAAUGGAGUCAGUAGGCCUUCCUUGUGAUCACAUUGUUUCUGUGAUGGUGCACAUAGAUAUGGUUGAGAUUCCUAAAUCCCUUGUUCUUGGUAGGUGGACUAUUAAUGCUAAGGAAUCUAUUGAGGGCUUUGGAGAAAAUGAAAUGAAUGAAUGGGAUCAACUAACAGUCUGUCGAUAUUCUGCAUUGCUUGCAAGUUGUAGAAACCUGUGCAAACUUGCUUGUCGCACAAGUGCACAAUUUCUAGAGACCAAAUCACUUGUAUUUGAGCACUGUAAAAGACUGAGCAGUAAUUCACAGGUUGACGUGACAGCUGGAGAUGGUGCUGCUGACCAUGGUGCAACAGUUGAUGAGGGACAGGGUGAGGAAGGUGAAGAGAGGCACAUUAGGAAUCCUGAUGUUGUCAGAUCUAAGGGAUGUGGGGCCAUUAUCUCUCAACGGUCAAUGAAAGGUAAGCGUACUCUUCACUGUGGUAUCUGUGGCAAGCCAGGACACAACCGCACAACAUGCACACGUAGAGAUGGCCAAACGUCUACUCAACUAGGAACUCAACAAGGAACUCAAGAGGGAUCUAUUGGUGCUGGUCUCACCCAGAGACUAUUUGAAGAAGAAAAUGAAAAUGUUUGA
Molecule: messenger RNA, 2667 nt
Organism: Lotus japonicus
Lineage: Eukaryota; Viridiplantae; Streptophyta; Magnoliopsida; Fabales; Fabaceae
Product: protein FAR1-RELATED SEQUENCE 5-like
Exons: 3
Coding region: 1-2667 (888 amino acids)
Biological process (GO): regulation of DNA-templated transcription
Molecular function (GO): zinc ion binding
Source: RefSeq, a predicted model, not a curated record